This is a messenger RNA of Electrophorus electricus (electric eel), 2991 nucleotides long. RefSeq names its product DDHD domain containing 2 (gene ddhd2). Lineage: Eukaryota; Metazoa; Chordata; Actinopteri; Gymnotiformes; Gymnotidae. Gene Ontology annotation, cellular component: COPII-coated ER to Golgi transport vesicle; cytoplasm. The record is from RefSeq and is a predicted model, not a curated record. Gene Ontology annotation, molecular function: glycerophospholipase activity; metal ion binding; triacylglycerol lipase activity.
CGGGGAUGAUCGCGUGUACGUCGCGUGCCAGGCCCCACGCAGCCUCUCGGUUAUUUGGUUGCUGCACAGCCGCCGCAAAACACGACGCGGAACUGUCCGUUGCCGGAUUAUUUGAAGUUAUGCGACGACGUGAAAAAUGUUGGCUCAGAAGACCCAAGACCCUAAAGCUCGGGCGCAUAUGAACAAUUUUCUUGCUUAAAGUGGAAAAAGGUUUGUGUGUGAUGACUCCCCUUCCUGUCCGGUAGCCUCGGCAGCGCAGACACCGCGAACGGCACCGUGUACAGAGCGAACAUAUCGUGACCCAGAGCGCAGGAGCGGGUCAUGGACCAGUACCCUGAGCAGUACGAACCGGUCCAGUACCACUGGUUCUACAACCAGCAGGAACGUGGCCGUGACUCCUGGCAGCCGUUCAGUAGGAAGGAUUCCAGCAGGCUGGAGGAGGCGCACGAACGCGUGGGUGGGGGUGACGUGGAUGUGGUAGUGGCCACUGAGGGGAGGCGUUAUGAUGUGCGGCUGGCGGAGAGGCUCCGCUACGCCGUGUACUGGGAGCAGGAGCCUUCGGAGGUUCGCCGGUGCUCCUGGUUCCACAAAGGCAACAAGGAGAUGAUGUACACGCCCCACACGGAAGCCAUCAGCAACCUGCUGGAGGAAGCCUACAUGGUCUCUGUGACACUCAGUGAAUGGAGAAGACAUUUGGUACUGCCGACAGGAGAAAAUGUUAUCCUUCACAACCCAAAGCUGAUGACCCAGCACCCAGUCCCCUGCAGGGACUUUCCCCCCUCCCCCAGUGAGCGCACCCAACCCCGCACACUGAAGAGAGGAGUGGAGAACAUUUCAGUAGAGAUCCCACAGGGAGAGCCUGACACUGUGGAUCACCUGGUGUUCAUGGUGCAUGGCAUCGGUCCAGCCUGCGACCUGAGAAUGAGAGGCAUUGUCCAGUGUGUGAAUGAGUUCCGCAGUACGUCACUGGCUCUCAUCAGCAGUCACUUCAGCUCCGUCGAGGACGCUAGUGACAUCGGCUGCGUCGAGUUCCUGCCCAUCAACUGGCACAAAGUACUUCACAGUGAAACUACAGGAGUGGACAGAGACAUCGAGCGCAUCACUCUGCCCAGUAUCAGCCGCUUACGCCAGUUCGGCAAUGACACCGUACUGGACUUGUUCUUCUACAACAGUGCCACCUACUGCCAGACCAUUGUGGAUACAGUGGGCUCUGAGAUCAACCGCCUUCACAGCAUCUUCCUCCAGAGACAGCCGCACUUCAGCGGGGGCGUGUCUGUGGCUGGACACAGCCUGGGCUCCUUAAUCCUGUUUGACCUCCUGACGAAUCAAAAGCCAGAGUCACAAGGCACUGACUUGGAAAAGACUGCACUGCAACAAGAAGACCUCAGCCCUUCAUCCAAGUCCAGCCGCAGUUCCCUGAAGAGCCUAGAGGAGGUGCUACUGAGCAGUGGGCUGGAAGACCACCUCAAAGUCCUGCAGAGGGAAGAAAUCGACCUGGAGGCUCUGAUGCUCUGCUCUGAGCGUGACCUGAAGGAUCUGGGGAUUCCCCUGGGCCCUUGCAAGAAGAUCAUGAGCUAUAUGAAGAAACUGGAGUACCACUCUCCUGCUGGAGGUGCGGACCAAACCGGACCACGUUCCCAGACAACGGAGAGAAAUAAUUCCUCUGAACUCCGUACCCUAAUCCAGGAAUGCCCACCCACUACCAGCGCUGUGGCCUAUCAGCACUUUGAUGUUGGUAUUGGACAGGUGUCCGUUCACUACCCGCAGUUCUCCUUCCACCCCAAAGCCUUUUUCGCCCUUGGCUCUCCCAUAGGAAUGUUCCUGACCGUCCGAGGCUUAAAGAGAAUCGACCCCGGUUACAGUUUUCCCACCUGCGGCAGCUUCUAUAACAUCUUCCAUCCUUUUGACCCGGUGGCGUACAGGAUCGAGCCCAUGAUUUUGCCCCCGGACGUGUGUGUGCCUCCCAUGCUGAUACCCCACCACAAGGGCAGGAAACGGAUGCACCUGGAGCUGAAGGAGGGGCUGACGCGGGUGGGGUCCGACCUGCUGGGAUCCUUACGCAUGGUCUGGCAAAGUUUCUCCUCAGUCCCUGCAUCAGCGCUGGCUGAAGGGGGCGCCACCGAGACAGCCGUGUCUCCGGCCGAUGAGAUGGAAGACUGUCUGGCGGAUCAGGAAGAAGAGAAAGUUCUGACGGUGGGCAGGUUGAACCGGGGCCGACGCAUCGACUACGUCUUGCAGGAGAAGCCAAUCGAGAGCUUUAAUGAAUACCUGUUUGCCAUCCAGAGUCACCUGUGCUACUGGGAGUCUGAAGACACAGCUCUGCUCCUCCUCAGGGAGAUAUAUGGGGAGGAGACGUGCAAAUCUCCCUCACAGUAGGAGAGCGCCACAGUGGUCACGUGUGACACCACACUGAGUGUUGUGUGCGAGGUCACGUGUGAUACUACACUGCCAAAAAGAGGCAUGCUUGUCUUCCAUGUUCAUGUUGACAUGUCUGACCUCUGCCCCCAGCAAUAAUCGUAUGUCCGGUACCCUGGGUCAGGUGCUCUGGGUCUUCCACCCUCUCAUUACCAUGGCGUCAGGUGAUCCCAGCACCUGUUUUUAUGGGCCAGCCCGGGAAUCCGUGCCAGGUUUUCAGCUCAGCCAUACACUAAGCUACUGGAGGAAAUGACCUUGAGGGGAACCAGCCAGUGGCAUUAAAGCUCUUCUUAGGGAGCCUGUGCUCUAAUACACCUGAGAGGAGUCUUAACCAGGUGUCAGGUGUGUGGGAGCAGAGGCUGCGUUACUGGGUAUAACCCCAUACAUCCCAUAAUGGUACCUGUCGGUGCAUGCCCAGACGAAACCUUCACUUUGCACGGUCGUGUAGACUGACACUUAUGUGUAAAUAAAUGUUGUAAUGAAUUGAUUCUUUAACCGCGUUUUCCGCUUUAAUAAGCGAUUGUUAACACCGUGUGCAUCUUUGUGAGGAUUUAUAUUAAAUACUGAAUGAACGUA